Molecule: messenger RNA, 1958 nt
Organism: Rhodamnia argentea
Lineage: Eukaryota; Viridiplantae; Streptophyta; Magnoliopsida; Myrtales; Myrtaceae
Product: TMV resistance protein N-like
Exons: 3
Coding region: 116-1939 (607 amino acids)
Source: RefSeq, a predicted model, not a curated record
GUAUGAUGAUGUUCUUGAUGUUCUAUCAUGCAACAUGGUAAGACUUGCAAGCACGAUCAAAUCUAUGCUUCUUAUCAUUGACUAUAAUUAAUGAAUAUGCAUAACCUAAAUAUUCAUGUAUAUACAGAUGGAUUGUGCUGUCAAAGCCAUAGUGUUGGAGUUACCUAAGCGGACAGAGAUAUGUAUUGGUCCUGAUGCUUUUACUAAACUGAGAAAGUUGAAAUUGCUUAUCCUGAGCAAUGUUUCUUUCCAAGGUCCUGUAUGUCUUCCUAAUCAGCUAAGAUAUUUGGGAUGGGCUGGAUGCAUUCCCUGGAUUCCAGAAUUUUCCUCUGGUCCAAAUAAAUUAGUGGUACUUGAUAUCAGCGGAGGCAGAAUGCUAGGAGAGCCAAAACAAUUUGAGUUUUCGCAGGGCUUCCAAAACUUGAAGUACAUCAGUUUCUAUGAAUGCGGCUCGCUGGUUUGUACACCCGACUUGUCCCGUACUCCAAAUCUGAUGGAGUUGGAGAUCCAGUCUUGCGACAACUUGGAAGUAGUACAUGAGUCGAUUGCAAAUCAUGACAAGUUACAGGUGGUGGAUAUAAAUGAUUGCCCUAAACUUCAUUAUUUUCCAAUUCUCCAUUCAAAAACUCUCCAAGCUCUCCGUAUUGAAGAAUGCGAAUAUUUUGAAAGGUUCCCGGAUAUUCCACAUGAACUCGAAGGCCUAAAAGAGCUUUGUUUUAGAUAUACUGCAAUCGAAGAAGUUCCUACAUCAAUAGAAUAUCUUGUCUCUUUGAGGAGAAUGCGCUUAGGUGGUUGCUAUAGGCUGAUAAGCCUUUCGUCUAGCAUUUACAAGUUACAAAACUUAGAAGAAUUGGAACUUAAUGAGUGCAAAAAGCUAACCACCUUCCCCAAGUACGAUUAUUCAGCUGAUUCAGGCAUGAAGACCGGACUUCCAAAAUUACGCAAAUUAAACUUUAGGUAUUGUAGUCUAUUCGAAGUUGAGUUUCUUGAGAACCUUUUAUGUGUUCCCCUUUUAGAAAGUUUAGAGCUGCAUGGGAAUGAAAUUACCAGCCUUCCUAUGUCCAUCCACAAGCGUGAUCAUUUGUCCACAUUGAUAGUUUCAUGGUGCGAUGGAUUACGAGAGAUUCCGAAGCUUCCACCAUAUGUUAUUUUGUUUGACGCACAAAAUCACCAUCCUCUGAAGAAUACUGAUCAUUUGACUUCAUUGGAUGAUUUUGUCCGUAGAGGGUUGGCCAUGGCUGAUAUUUCCUCACAGGAGAGGCCCGAGUGCUCUAUUAUUAUUCCCGGAUGCCGGAUGCCAGAGUGGAUCCUCCCUGUUGAAGGGGAUUCAAUAUCUUUCAUGGUUUCAGAGGAUUUGUAUCAUAAGUUUCUUGGAUUAAGUCUCUGUAUGGUUGUUCAUGGAUAUGGAGAGGGGCCCAAUCUCUUGAAGAUUAAAAAACAUGUUAAUGGCCAAAGUCGGGGUUCCCAACGACAGGGUUUGUUGUCUAAUGGCAUGGAUCAUGUUUGGCUUCAUAAUUCCAUAGAUCUAUGGGGAGAAGUCGAUUUUGGUCAAAUUGAGGGGAGAUACGUACAAUUUAGCCUUACAACACAGCAUUUAAGAGUGAAAAAAUGGGGGCUCCGAAUAAUAUGCAAGCAACUAAAUGAUGAUUUAAGGAUUGAGAUUCUGGACAAUCAGAUAAUGGAUCUAGCUUUACUCAGCGAGGUUGUUCUUGAAUCAACUGAUUUAGAAGCCGAGAGUUCACAUAUACAUGAAGUUAGUUCGAUUGAAAUAGAUCCUCAGGAAGACUUGCAAGAUUGUCAAAUGAGUACUGAGGAAUAUAGACAAACAGUACUUCAUGAGCUGUCCUCCCUCGAGGCAUGCGAACCAAGACCAUGGGAGCUUCUAAAUCGAUUGGCAGAGAUGAGUAUGGCAGUGUUUGCUCGCUGCUUUUGUUGUUAGGAUGAUCAGGAAACCCGCU